CUGUUCUUUAAUUAGAAUGGUACCUCGUGCAUGUGAAUCGUUUUGGCUGACGCAAUAUCACCAUUUUUCAGCAUUUUGACCAUAAUCCACCUUGUAUAGAUGGCUGCUCCUGAAGAAACUGAAAGUCUUGAGCAAUUGAGUUUGGAGCUUAAGAGCAAGAAAAAGAAGAAAAAGAAAGUUGAUAUCACUAGUCUUGAAUCUGAUUUAGCUGGCCUAGCGGCUAUUCAACCACAGAAUGCGACUGGGCAUGAUGGUUUGCCUGCCACUGAUAAUAGUGACAGUGCUCCAUUAUCAUCAUCUGGUGUAACUUCAAAAGAGCCUAUGAAAGACCUGGUAAAUGAAACAGACUUAGAUCUCUACUUAAGUACAAGCAAGAAAAAGAAAAAGAAAGCUCCUAAAAUUAAUGAAUUAGUAGCUGUUGAAAGUAUAGAUCAACCUUUGCAAGUCUCAGAACCUCCAGCUCUCUCUGCUUCUGCAGUAGUUGCUCCCAAACCAUCAGAAACAUCACCAGUGUCUUAUGAUUAUUCAUUACCAUUGAAAAAAAGGAAAAGGAAAGCUGAUAUCACAUUUGAAGGAUAUCAUGAGGUAUUAGCUGAAGAAGGUGUUGAAGUUGUGAAAGAUGAUGCAAUGGAUGGAGAUGAUGACAUUGAUUUGAUGGACACAUCCUCUUGGGCUGGCUCAGAUCGUGAUUAUACCUAUGACGAGCUACUAGAGAGGGUAUUCAAUAUCAUGCGUCAAAAGAAUCCCAGUAUGGUAGAUAGGAAGACCAAAUUAGUGAUGAAGCCACCACAAGUGAUGAGGGUGGGAGCUAAGAGAACGUCCUUUGCUAAUUUUCCUGAAAUUUGUAAAUUAUUGCAUAGGCAACCUAAACAUUUACUGGCUUUCCUGCUAGCAGAGUUAGGAACAAAUGGUUCAAUUGAUGGUAAUAAUCAGCUCAUUAUUAAAGGACGGUUUCAACAGAAACAAAUUGAGACUGUACUACGACGCUACAUAAAGGAAUAUGUAACAUGUCAUACAUGUCGAUCACCUGAUACUAGCCUUCAAAGAGAGAACCGAUUAUUCUUUCUGCAGUGUGGCACUUGUGGCAGUCGCUGUACAGUUGAAAAUGUUAAGUCAGGAUUUCAGGCUGUAACCAAUAGAAGAGCAAUAAGACAACAGCAAUGAUUCAUUGUUAUUGUAAUUUUAUUUAUUAUUACUUACAUGUACAUCAGUACAUGUACUAUUGAGUUACUCUUUCCUCCCUUAUUCUCGUCUUUUUUCAUUAUUGUUAAAAUAAAAGUGGUUUUUAUCUUCAUAACAGUUUGUUUAACAUUA
Messenger RNA from Amphimedon queenslandica, 1314 nucleotides. Its product is annotated as eukaryotic translation initiation factor 2 subunit 2-like. Gene Ontology annotation, biological process: translational initiation; formation of translation preinitiation complex. NCBI's taxonomy places the organism in Eukaryota, Metazoa, Porifera, Demospongiae, Haplosclerida, Niphatidae. Bases 100 to 1164 code for a protein of 354 amino acids. The record is from RefSeq and is a predicted model, not a curated record. Gene Ontology annotation, molecular function: translation initiation factor activity; mRNA binding; translation initiation factor binding. The transcript has 9 exons. Gene Ontology annotation, cellular component: eukaryotic translation initiation factor 2 complex.